This is a messenger RNA of Lizanozyma spartinae, 1104 nucleotides long. RefSeq names its product Sgt2p (gene SGT2). NCBI's taxonomy places the organism in Eukaryota, Fungi, Ascomycota, Pichiomycetes, Serinales, Debaryomycetaceae. Gene Ontology annotation, molecular function: protein binding; molecular adaptor activity. The record is from RefSeq and is a predicted model, not a curated record. Gene Ontology annotation, cellular component: TRC complex; membrane. The transcript has a single exon. Gene Ontology annotation, biological process: post-translational protein targeting to endoplasmic reticulum membrane. Bases 1 to 1104 code for a protein of 367 amino acids.
AUGUUACCAACUGAAAGCAAGGACAUUGCUUUGGCCAUUAUUGGCUUUUUGCGCAAAUCUGUUGAAAAUAAAGAAGUUUCCGAGGACUAUGCUGAGUCUAUGGAUGUUGCCAUCGACUGCAUUGCUGAUGCCUUUGAAGUUGAUGCUAGUGAUAAGAGUGGUGUUGAUUUGGCAAGUGCUUUCAAGUCAUUCAAGACCUCAGCAACUGCCUCUACUGCUGCUACUCCUGCUGCUGUUGAUGAUGUUGAUACUGUUUCCGAUGCUGAUAAGAAAUUGGCUGAUUCCUUAAAGGUUGAAGGUAACAAGGCUAUGGCUGCUAAAGAUUAUUCUUUGGCAAUCCAAAAGUAUACCGAAGCAAUUGAAUUGGAUGGUACUAAUGUUGUGUUUUUGUCCAAUAGAGCUGCUGCUUAUUCAUCCUCUUCUCAACAUGAAAAGGCUGUUGAAGAUGCUGAGAAAGCCAUCCAAUUGAACCCACUGUUUGCUAAGGCAUAUUCAAGAUUAGGAUUGGCUAAGUACGCUUUAGGUGAUGCUAAAUCUGCCAUGGAAGCUUACAAGAGUGGGUUAGAUAUUGAAGGUGAAAAGAAAUCUGAUGCUAUGGCUAAAGGAUAUGAAACGGCUAAACGUAGAGUCGAAGAAGAUUUAGAAAGAUCUAUGGAACUGACGUCAGCUACCAGAAGUCCUGAUGCUUCCGCUUCUGCUGGUGCCGGUGCCGGUGCCGGUGCGGGUGGAUUACCUGAUUUUGCUAGUUUGUUAGGAGGUGGUGCCGGAGGUAUGCCUGAUUUGGGUGCAAUGCUCAACAAUCCCCAAGUUAUGCAAAUGGCCCAAGAAAUGAUGUCCAACCCAUCUGCUUUACUGAAUUUGAUGAGCAACCCUGCUGUUCAACAAAUGGCCCAAAACUUUGGCCUUGGUGGUGGAGCUGGUGCAGGUGCCGGUGCAGGUGCCGGUGCCGGUGCCGGCGCGGGUGCUGGUACGAGUGCUGGUGCUGGAGGUAUGCCCGACAUGGCUGACUUGAUGAAUAACCCCAUGCUUCAAAACAUGGCAAACCAGUUCAUGAGAGGUAACAACAACAACAACAACAACAACAACAACAAUGAAGAGAGCUAA